Messenger RNA from Amyelois transitella, 1928 nucleotides. RefSeq lists its product as uncharacterized. The transcript has 7 exons. NCBI's taxonomy places the organism in Eukaryota, Metazoa, Arthropoda, Insecta, Lepidoptera, Pyralidae. Bases 244 to 1293 code for a protein of 349 amino acids. The record is from RefSeq and is a predicted model, not a curated record.
CUAGUCAGUGUCAUGGAAUUACUUCUACGCAGUUGUUUACAUUGUAGAUGUAGACUAACUUGGCAGCACAAUUUGCAAGCUUGCAAUAGAUUAAUAGCUUAUUCGAUCUUAUCCUUAGGAAAGACAUGGAAUGGUCCAGUUAUAAAGGACGGCAAUUUUUUUAAUAGUAGGUCAUUGUUUUGAGUAAACUACGGGACAACGGGACUCAGAUCCUCGCUGCAUAUAUUAUAACAGUUAUUCAAAAUGGUAGCGAUUACAAUAACAACAUUUACCAAUCCUUUUUCAUUUCAUUGUUUUAUUGAUAAUGAUAAUAAAAAUGUAUCCUUGACAAAUAAUAUAGAAAGUAAUGAUAUUUUAUGCAUAAACAAAUUAAAUCCGGAGAUAUCAAAUUUACAACACGGACAGUAUGUAGCGGUCAUGUGGCAAAAUAAAUGGGCCAGAGGCAUAGUUUCAAUGGAGGCACAGUUUUUAAUUUGGCUGAUUGAUUAUGGUAUUUAUUUGCGACCAGAUUGCAAUACUGUUUAUGUGGAUUUACCACUUGAUUAUAAAAAGCUUCCUACCAAAGUGUUUGAGGCUAGUAUCCAAGGAGUAACACCUGUUGACAAGGAACUAAGUGAAACCUGCCAGAUAAAAAAUGUAACUUCAAGAGAUUGGAACAAAGGAGCUAUUGAUAGGGCAAAAGAACUCAUAGCAAGUGCCAAAAAAGUAUACUUUAUACCUAUGGCUAUGUUGAGUACUAUGCACAAUGACAUAAUUCUUGGAGACCUCUAUCUGCAAGACAGUAUUAAAGGAACUUUUAAUAUUAUAGAUGAAUUAGAAUUAUGGCCAAUUUUUCUAGAAAGGAAUGUGGAGACUUUUGUGCAAAACAUGCCAUAUCAUUACUCAAGCCGCAGGCGGCAUCGUGCGAAUCUCUUGAAGCCCCAUCUUGCCAACAUACUGUUACCAACGAUCUCAUUGACCAUCAGUCUUGAAGAUUAUAAAAAGUUGUGCAUAAACUUACCAUGUCCAGACACUGCUUCUGCUGUUAGCACUUCUCAAUGCAACUCUGACUCAGAAGAUGGCAGCACUGUUAUAGAAUAUGGCGGGAAUUACAAAAAGGAAAAAAAACUGUUCAAAUUAACACCAACUGAGAUUGAAAAGUACUGUAAUAUGUAUGUGGUAGUUCAUGGUAGGGAAUAUAAUGUUUUGAAUGUGUUGUUAAACAAAACACGAGACUUGAACAUGUGUGAGAGAUACAAAGAUCAUGAUCUGAAGUCUAUCGGGCGAGGGAUCACUGGUAGACCAUCUGAUUAGCUUUUGAUCUAUCUAUAUUUUUUAUUUUUUUAUUUAUUGGUUGAUAUUUUACAUCAUUAAUAUAAUUCCUAUUAAAAUUGAAAAACAAUCAGGCAUGCAUAUAAAAUAAGUUUUUUCAUCGUAUAGGAAUAACGUAAGUAAUCAUUAAAAGUAGAAUUACCUACGUAAGAUUUCAUUUAAAGCAACCUGAUGUAGGACUUGAGACUGCAUGAUUUAAAUUUGUAAUCUCCGCAAUCAGCAAUCAUUUUUUAGGAUGGUACAAGUUUGAAGAGCAUUUUGUGUGUCCACAUAGCAUUACACUGAUUUAGUGUAAAACUAUUUUAUUUGAUGCAUGUUAAAAUAUUCAGCAUGUGGAAAUUUAGUUAUUGUUUGAUUUACUUGAAAACCUAAAAGGUUUUUUUUUAAUUUACCACACGUGUAUGUCAUUGGCGAUAAGCAGUUGGUUGUUGAUAAAGCUGUUAUUGAUUUAUUGUUCGUUGAUUUUUUUAAGUUUUCAAGUUAACCAUGAUACUUUGUUUUUUUUUGUUGUACUUGAGGAAAAAUCGCUUCCAUAGUAAUAUUUAUGGAAAGACCAAAAUUGUAUUUAUUUUUCUUAGGUUAAGAACAAUCGAAUUGAUUGUUGACUGCCGUAUUAU